Molecule: messenger RNA, 4313 nt
Organism: Bradysia coprophila
Lineage: Eukaryota; Metazoa; Arthropoda; Insecta; Diptera; Sciaridae
Gene: Drgx
Product: Dorsal root ganglia homeobox
Biological process (GO): regulation of transcription by RNA polymerase II
Molecular function (GO): RNA polymerase II transcription regulatory region sequence-specific DNA binding; DNA-binding transcription factor activity, RNA polymerase II-specific
Source: RefSeq, a predicted model, not a curated record
AGUGGCGGAGAGUAGUCGUACAAUGUUCAUUUGUUCGAAGGCUUUUUUUUAUAUAUCUAAUCGUAACGUCGGAGUCAUCGUUAUUUGAUUCGUACACUUCGUGGUGAAUUGACGUGUUUUGAUUUUUCAUGUGGCUUAUUUCAAUGGUGAAUUUCAUACAUUUGUUUCUCAUGUGGAUAAUACGAAAGAGUUGUGCCAAUUAAUCGGAGAUGUUGUUGUUUUUUUUUGAUGGGAUAGGCAGCCACGGUAUACAUGAAAUGGGAUUCUAAUUAGAUUUUCGGUAUUCAAUUUACGCUGUGAUAUAUAGGGAAAGUGUUAAUAAGUUGGCUCGGUUAUAUUUUACAAUUUUCGCGUUACGAAUCGAGCAUUUCCGUGCGAAUUUUUUGUUUGUUACACACGACGGGAUACAAAACAUUUUAUGCGCGAUAAUUUAAUUGAAAGUUAGUUGUGCUGCUCGGGACCUAAGAGGAUUAUAAGUUGUUUUUUGUAUGCUUACUACAAGUUGGACGUUAAAUUAAGAACUAACUUUUUUUUGGAAAAAGUGAGCGGGAAUAGUCCCGCAUAAAGGAAAUCAUCAUUUUCACAGACGGAAAUAAGUUGGGACCUGCGGCAGCGGGACGAGGAAUGUUUUGUUAUCACUGUCCACCGGCAUUACAUCCAGCUGGACCGCAUCCACCACGGUUACCAUCAUUGGAUUAUCCAUUCGCACCAACUCAUCCGUACACCAGCUACACUUAUCAUCCCGCCAUUCACGAUGAAACAUUUGUACGGCGGAAACAGAGACGCAAUCGCACGACGUUUACGUUACAACAACUUGAAGAACUUGAAACUGCUUUUGCGCAAACGCACUACCCAGAUGUGUUCACUCGAGAGGACCUAGCAAUGAAAAUUAACUUAACUGAAGCAAGAGUUCAGGUAUGGUUUCAAAACAGAAGAGCAAAGUGGCGAAAAGCGGAAAGACUUAAAGACGAACAAAGAAAGCGAGAAAAUGGAAACGACACAUCAAUGAUUAAUGAUAAGAUGGACGCAAGCCGAGAGUCAUCACCUGAUAUUCUGGGCGACAACGAUGAAGACAGAUCGAGCUGUGCCCCGCACAGUCCAACAGCAGAUUCAGAUGCCGAACGACCACUAUCUUCAACACAAAUGACACAAUCAAUAUCGCAAUCUUGUUCAGGUAGUGGCGGGUCACCAUCUCCGGGAUUGAGAAUCAAUCAAAAUUCGGCUGGUAGUCCAACGACACCUCCGAAAACGGAGUCACCAAUCGAAGUGGGAGAACCAAUACCCUUAACAACCCGUUCGAAUAACUUAAGUAACAACAUUCAGCACAGUCUAUUUAGUGGAUUCAACGAAAGCAACAAUGGCUUUCGACCGAUUCUUGACAACGGUUCGGGUCGAGUUACACAAUCUUUAUUUUUACCACCGCAUUUAGCUUCAUUGGGAUCGCAGUUUCAUCCACCGUUGUUUCCGCAUCUGAAAGCUUUUCCAGGCUUAUGCUCUUGUUGUCCAAUAAAACCACCGACAACAUCAUCGGCUUCAUCAUCAUUAUCGCCGACAUCAGCCAACACCGAUCCACGUUCCAGUUCCGUUGCUGAACUACGCCGUAAGGCUCAAGAGCAUUCGGCUGCAUUGCUACAAUCAUUGCAUGCGGCUGCAGCAGCUGGAUUCUCAUUUCCAGCGCUACAUUUCUCCCCAUUAUCACUACACAGUGCAACGAAUCAUCAACGUAAAUUGAAUGAUAGUCCCAUUUCGAACAAUCACCACACCGAACAACAACAAUCAACCAAUCAUGUUAGUGAUAAGAGUGAUUAGUUAAAGGAGGUUUUUCAUGCUUGGCAAUGUUAUCUCUUUUGCAUCCAAAUUGGUUCCUUUCUUCCGUUUUCAUUUUCGGAUAAUCAAAUUAUAUUUAAAAGUGCCAUUGAAACUUACAUUUAAACAAACAAAAAUAAAUAAUUUCAAUCACUAACAAGUAGCGAUGUAAUACUUACAAGUAAAUAAAGUAAACUAGGGACAGUGGAGUGGAGGAACAGGAGCGGAGCCAGCGAGUCAAUGUCAAAAGAAGUUUUCAUGUUUGUAUGAAUCAUUGUACCAUAUAACUCUUUCAACACUUUUUGUCUAACUUUCUAAUUUUUCAUCAAAUUCAAGCUUUUGUCAUCUGUUAUCGACAGCGAUGCCGAAAGUAAUAGAUAAACACUGGCUGGAACGAUCUUUUAUAGAAAAAUUUAUGUUAAAACAAUUGAAGUACAAGAUUUUCCCUUUAAGUUUUUCAAAAUACCUAGAUUAAACGAACAAAUAGACUCGAUAAUUAUGUUGGUGGAUGGUCUUGGGAGAGGUUAGUUAUAGGUAUGUUAUUGGACGGGUUGCCUCAGUGGUUAAAUGAUAACAUACUGUUCCAAUUUCGCUGAGAUUUUUCUCCAAUGUAUGGCAUAACAAUGACGUUCAAGCACACUCAAGCGACAUAAUUUUGAAUAGUUUUCGCAUCCAACGAAUUGUACACAAGAAUGGCACAUAUAACGUCGACCGAUAAAUAUCAGAGUCUAACUUAAGGCGUAGAUAUAAUUAUCACUGAAUAUGGGAUGUACUUUGUGUUAGAUGUCAGUCAUUUAGGCGAUGUGUUGUGUUGUUUCUACUUGCAGAUCCGUGGACAACGAAAGAAGAAGUGGCUAAUUGGGCUAAUGUAAUAUAUACAGGCCGUUAGUAUCCUAUACUUCUAUAUCGCCCGCGUUGACAAAUAUUUCUUCGUUUUGAGCGAUUUUUCAUCAGAGUUUUCAUUGUUCAAAAUUAUCGAAAUCGAAUUUGCCUUUAAACCGAUCUGAUUUUGACGAAAACUAUGUUGCUGUCAAACGAACCUUGUGCAAAAUGUAACAACGACAAUCUCGAUUUCGUAUUAGUUUAAUAACUUCGUUUUCCUAGUGCAGAGAGGUUAUGCUUGAUACGCUCACAGGAACUAUUGGCAAUAUGACUUGGACAUCAGUACCACUAGCUUUUCCCACUAUAUUAUUAGGGAUCGAUGCUUUGCUGAAAAGCAUUCAUUUGGACGUUGUUUAAGUACUGGAUUUUAGUUUAUUUUUGAUGACAUCUGUCCAGAAUCCUUUUUCAAAAAUAUAGGACCGCAAUAACAACCACAAAUGUGUUAACAGGAAAUAGAUUUGGUUAUGGCAGUCUGACCAGCUAUUGCGGUAGUCUUGACUUUUCGAAUGAAAAGAUAUCAUCAAAAAUGGAACACGAGACAUACAAAUGUUGGCUAUAAUUUUAGCUAAGCCUCUUAAGACGAAUCAAUACAACGUUAAAUUGUAGCCUAAAUUUGUGGGAAAAAAAAUAUUUUGUCGAUGUUAACUUCGUAUUCGCGUCGUUUACGGAAGAAGUGGGACCAUCGUUCUGUGUCGAAAUGUGUUGCCACAAAUUCUGAGUUUGAGAACUGAUGCCGUAAUCUUUAGAAGACUAGUGGCCCGUUCCGGUAAAAAGUUUUCAUAGAAGAUUAAUGGCACGCAUCGGCCCUUAAAACCUAAACCACUUCAAAAGUCAACAGCGAUUCGUUCAAAAAGGAUAUUGUCAGUUCCGAUUAGAAACUCUACCAACAGAAAUUAUGUCAUCUCAGUCAUCUUUUGUAAAUAGCGGUCCGAUGAAAGAACCUCGCUCCGCUCCAACUAUCUUAAAAACUAACAAAAAAAAAAUGAAAGAGAAAAAUACUGUGGCACACCAAAACGAUAAAUGAAUACUCAACGUGCAAUUGAUCAUCGAAUUUUAUUUUAACUAUUUUUGUGUUCGUAAAAUUUAUGUCUAACCUAAUUGCCACACUUAAUGAGAAUAGUUUUACGAAUUUUGAACGAUUUUUUCUUUUUGUUUCGUUGAUAAUAAAAUUAUUGUAAAGCUAAGUACAAUUUCUGGAUAUAGAUUUAUAGUUUAAGUAAAUUUUAUAAAUAAAACAAACAAAACAAAAAAUUGCAAAAAAAAGAAUGAAAAAUCCAAUAUUUAUUAAUGUACAUAACUUAAAGCCAACCAAACAUUUAAAUUAUAUAUAUAUAGAAGACAUCACACUCACACAUCCGUAGAUGAAUAAGCCAGCAUUAGUUAAGACGUAUUUAAAAAAAACCAAACAAAAAAAAUUAAUAAAUUGUAAAUGAUCACCUUGGUUAUUAACAUAAGAACAUUCUUUAAUUUUAGUCUCGAUUUUAGUGUCGAAGAAGUCAACGCCAAUCAACCAAUUUCAGUUCAUUUGUUUUUAACUUUCCAAUAACAAAUUAUCGUAAAUUAAUUGCCAGUUAUAUCAAAAUUGAAUAGAAAACAAAAGGAAACUCAAACCAACAAAUACAAAA